This is a messenger RNA of Pseudoliparis swirei, 3931 nucleotides long. It is a transcript of the gene sgca, whose product is annotated as sarcoglycan, alpha. The record is from RefSeq and is a predicted model, not a curated record. The coding region runs from base 373 to 1575 and encodes 400 amino acids. Lineage: Eukaryota; Metazoa; Chordata; Actinopteri; Perciformes; Liparidae. Gene Ontology annotation, cellular component: membrane; sarcoglycan complex. Gene Ontology annotation, molecular function: calcium ion binding. The transcript has 12 exons.
CCACGCCGUCUCGCUCUCAGAUUUUUGUUGGGGCUGCUUUAUGUGAAGGCCACGGACACAAGAGCGUGUCACACACACUAAGAACAACACGAGAGAUGUCAUGUCUGAACUCUCCUUCCACGUUGUCUUCUUUACCUCACAGCAGUUGAAGGCCUGAAGGACACAAAUGUCCCUAAAAAGACGGAAGUUCUGUCAAACGGGAAGUGCAUCACUUUUCAGGAAGGCAGGAGUGACACCCAGAUAGCUUUCACAAGAAAAGUGCUGCUGACUCCGGAUGUUAUGAGAGGAGCGAGGUAAAAAUAGCUCUGACAUGUCUCUGGCUGUGACCGAGCCCCUCUCCGCUUGGCCCUGUCAAUCACACGCCAGAACAAGAUGGCAGGCUGCCGGAGCUGGGUCUUCUUUCUCACAGUUUGUGUGGCCAGUUUGUUUGAGGCCAAUGCAGAGAUCAAAGUCACUAUUCCCGUGGGCAAGUUCUUCACAUACGAGCUGCUGAGAGAGACUUUCCAGAGUGACUUUGAACCGUUGUCAAAACUCUACGCCGGGCGCUUUUAUGAUGACCCCAUGAAUUUUAAGUGCAAUCGUCAGAAUUUUCCGGACCUCCCGGAGUGGCUACGCUUCACCCAGAGGCACCCCUACGAUAAUGGCUUCCUGUACGGCACGCCAACGUCUCCAGGAAAAACUAUAAUUGAGAUCUACGCCAUCAACGGACGGAGCUAUGACACGGCCAAACGCAUAAUGGUGAUCAAAGCCACAGCGGAGAAGAUGCUGCCCUAUCAAGCAGAGUUCUUCAUCAAGCUGAGGGAGAUUGAGAAGGUGCUGCCCUCUUCUGUUCAGGGUGAGAUAAAGCAGGACUUACAGAAGCUGUGGGACACAGAGGCCUUGGAAAUUGUCAACAUCACCAACGCCCUCGACCGGGGCGGCAGAGUCCCGCUCCCUCUGGCGGGACACUUCGAAGGUGUGUACGUGAAGGUGGGGUCGGAGCGGUAUUUCUCCGGUUGCCUCAUGAGGGUGCAGACGGAAGAGUAUCGGAAGCAGUGCUCAGCGGGGGACAAGGUCAAGGUCAAGGUCCCGGGAGGCUGUAACUUCUGCAACAUUCCCAGCAACUGCAUCACCUGGUGCAACACGGAGCUGUUUGAUCUGACGAGGUGGAAGCCGGCGCCACCUGCUCCCGCGAUGGGUUCGGGGAUUCUGGAGGACGGCGGUGACUUCAGCCCUCCCGAGUCUCCCCCGAGCCGAGACUUCUUCCCGGACUACAUCGUCACGGUGAUCGUGCCCCUGAUCCUCGCCAUCAUCCUCUGCCUGCUGCUGGCCUACAUCAUGUUCGGCAGACGGCAGGGAGUAGCGAAAAGGAAUGCAAGAACAAAUCAAAUCCAGCUGUACCACCACCACACUAUUCACGGGAACGCCGAUGAGCUGAGGAACAUGGCCGCAGAGCGCGGCGUUCUUCCACCUCGGUCCACGCUGCCCAUGUUCAACUGCCGGACUGGAGGCGGAGCUCCGUCGCUGCAGUCGGACAGCAUCCCCCUCAUCCUGGCCCAGCAUGAUCCGUACAGUGACACGUUGCCCAGGAAAUGAGAACGAUGACGGAUGAAGAGUCAUCCAGAGAGAUUAUGUGUUUUUUUUCUUCUUCCUCGGGUGCUGUUAGAAUAAAAUAAGAGUGUAGUUUGUCAAAUGGUUAUUUGCCGUUUAUGAUUUUCCAUAUUCCCCCUUCUUUCUCUACGAAUACAAUUUUUUAAAAGCCACAGUCUUCAUUGUUAUUGUUGUUGUCAGCAAAGCCUACAAUGGGCCCCACAUCCAGCUCAUCUCUUGGUUUAAAGCAAGGCUAAUCAAUUACAAAUUUAAAAAAUGUUUACAAAUGUUGUGAAAAGCUAGAUCGUGUCACAUGAGAAAACAUGGAUGACCAUUAUAUUUAGUAUGAUAAACAAUUAUUUAGUGUGUCCCAAUAUAUAUGUCAAAUGGACUACUUUGAAAGCUGUUACCAGCUGCGUGAACGUCUCUGGUGGAGCUGCAUGUCGGGUCAAGACGCUUCAAGGGGUCACAACUGUUCUCUCUCAUUCACAUUACUUUAUCACUUACGAUCAAAGAAAGAUGGUUCAGAGAGCAGUGCAGCAGCAGUUUUCUGAUUCUUUUCACUCGGUGUUGAAUUUCCCUCAUAUGUGUCUGUUGUUGCACUAAACCUCCACAAGGGGUCGCCAGUGUUUCUACAUAAAGAGUCAUUCGUCUAUGGGUCGAUAUUUGCAGUGAGAGAUCAUGUUUUUUAAACUUCUUUAGAUGUCAUUGAAAUAAAAUAAGUGUUUGUCAAAUGGUUAUUUGGUGUUUAGGAUUUUCCAUAUUUCCCCAACUUAUAACAAAUAUUAAAAGCCACAUCUGUGGAUACACUUCAUUCUCAUAUAUUGUGAACAAAACAAUACAAGUGACAUGAAAAUUGCAUGUUUGAUGAAUGAUUGAUUUUUGCUGUUUGCUGCAUUUAAUGCAGCUUUAACUCGGAUUUCUAAAGGAACUUACUGGCAGAUUUAAUAAAAAAGUAACAAGUGUGUGUGUAUUGAUAAAGAAAAGCCAACUUGUAUUAUUGGAUAUUGGCUUUGUUUUCACUGCUGCUUAAUAUAAAUGUUCUCAGUGCAACUAUUGUGGAACAGUUGAUUUCUGAAGCUUAUUGUAACUCUAUUUCAAUGUAUGAUGCAUGGCCGUCUGCUCUCUUUCUCUCUCUCUAUCCUUCUUUCUCUCUCUCUAUCCUUCUUUCUCUCUCUCUCUCUAUCAACAUGUAUCUGAGGACUAACUCUCCUCACACCUGAUUUCCCAACAGUUGCUACAGAGGACAGUGAAAACUCAGCCACUGAGUAGACCACUUCACAUGCUUUAUUUUAGCACCCAAAAUAAUUAAAAACAUCUCAAUGUAUUUUACAUGUACAAAAUAAGUACAGAAUCACUGUUUUAAACCUUGAAAGUGGGUCUGCUUCAAAUUCUUUUUUAAGAAACCCUUCGCGAAAGACAUCAACAAACAACAUGAACAACAGGGUAUGGGAGAUGUGUGCUGUUUCUUUUUUUUCGUUUUAGUGACGAGGGGGCAAACAGACAGAAGGAUGAACACUGAACAAAUGUGCAGGGAAAUGAUAUUGAACCACAGUCACUUGCUUUUAUGUACAAAGACAUGAUGGCAUGCAUUACAUCUGUAGUGAUCACCUUUCCAGAACACUUAAGAAGAAAACAAUUGCCCUGCAUAGACAACGAGUCAAUUUAGUAGCACCAAAGGUUCUGCAGGCAUUAGUGGCAAUAAUUACAGGAACACCAAUAACUGGACCUCAUUGAAAUGUUUGAAUGUUUUGGAUUUCCCCACAAUAGACUUGUGUAAAAAAUUCCCUUUUCAUUUAAGAAAAAGAAAAAAGUCGUUAGUGCCUUCUCGCGACGAGGUAGCCGUCUACAUACUGCAACGAAGGCGAGCCUCUCUGUGACGGCUCUUUUUGCUGGUGUUUUGUCUGAGCAACGUUCAGGUGUUUUCUUUUUUUUCUUUCUUUUUCCUCAAGAAUUUAGAACAAGAAGACACUUUCACACUUUUUACAAUUUAUUUAACACCAGAAAAAUGGUACACAUCACUUGUUGUUUUCAAUGUCCUUCCGCAGUGGUCGAAAAAUGGCAAAAGUGACCUGUGUUUCAUUGUGUGUGAGGAUCUUUUUUUUCUUUUCUCAAUCUCCAGGGGGAAAUUUUACACAAGCAUAUAUAUUAUUUUCUUGUUGCCAGUGGAAACAAACGAUUCUUUUUAAAGUGUCCUUGUGGUUGGUUUUGGUUGAAGUAGCAGUCCCAAAAACUUGAUCGUAAAAACACAAACAUCGUCUUCCGUAGAGUGGUUUUAAGCUUGUGGACCAAUGGCAGCCGAAUGAGUUUUGAAUGCAUAGAAAAAAGAUUUAGAGAUGACUGCUAGAAAAGAAAAAAACAA